AUGUCCUUCUCUUUCGGCUUCGGCGGUGACGACAUCGAGGGUGCGGAGCAGCCGCAGGCUCCCCAGCAGGAUCCCGCUCCUGCUCGCGCCAGCGCUUUCCCCGUCGCCGGCAAGCCGCUGCUGCCCGCCAUCCACCACGACUUGUCUCAUAUGCUGGCAACUUUGCCCUCCAAGCUGGUCUACGGUCUUCUCGAGGUUGAUCUCGAUGGGACCGGGUCGGUCCAUCUGCCCCGCCGUGAGCUAUGGGACGUUCGUGUUCAGUUGAUGGCGGAGGAUGACAGCGAGGCAGCUCUGGAGUCUGGGCUUGGCACACACGAUGUCAAGACCGGUGUCUACGAGGGCGGCUUCAAGUCCUGGGAGAGCAGUGUUGAUCUCGUCAAGACCCUCGCCACAUCAAAAUCCUUUGUUGCAACUACGGAGCACCGUGCCCGAAUUAUCGAGCUCGGCUGUGGCACUGCACUACCCUCACUUGCACUGUUUCAGUGGGCAUGUAGUUUGCGCACAGGGGACGAGAACUCGGAGUUUUCAAUUUAUCUGGCCGACUACAAUCCCUCGGUAUUACAGCUCGUGACAUUACCAAACUUCCUCCUCAGCUGGGCGCUCAGCGAAAGAGCAAACUCGCCCCUCGUGGAAGCAGCACUUGCGUCUGAAGAGGGAGCACUUGAGCUCAGUGCAGAGGUCCUUACCGCCUUUCAGGACUUCCUUCAAGGCCGCAAGAUUACUCUGGAUUUCUUCUCUGGGGGCUGGUCGGACGAUUUCGUGAAACUCGUCAGUGACGGAGAUGCUUCCUCGGCGGCAAAGUGUGAUACCAUCAUUCUUGGAGCAGAGACUAUCUACUCACCCUUCGCACUGGACUCCUUCACGCACACAAUCUUCACCAUGAUGGGAAAUGAGAAAGAUAGAGGCAACAGCGCCGAAGCACUCGUAGGCGCCAAGAGGCUGUACUUCGGUGUCGGCGGCUCUCUAGAUGACUUCGUUGCAAAGUCGAGAGAUCUUGGCGCUACCGUGGACCAAGUCCGAGAGGAGACAGAGGGCGUCCGGAGGGGGGUUGUUCGUGUGAAGCUUCCUUGA
Microdochium trichocladiopsis is the source of this 1071-nucleotide messenger RNA. RefSeq lists its product as uncharacterized. Gene Ontology annotation, molecular function: protein-L-histidine N-tele-methyltransferase activity. The transcript has 2 exons. The record is from RefSeq and is a predicted model, not a curated record. Gene Ontology annotation, biological process: peptidyl-histidine methylation, to form tele-methylhistidine. NCBI's taxonomy places the organism in Eukaryota, Fungi, Ascomycota, Sordariomycetes, Xylariales, Microdochiaceae. The coding region runs from base 1 to 1071 and encodes 356 amino acids.